This is a messenger RNA of Musa acuminata subsp. malaccensis (wild Malaysian banana), 2071 nucleotides long. RefSeq lists its product as uncharacterized. Lineage: Eukaryota; Viridiplantae; Streptophyta; Magnoliopsida; Zingiberales; Musaceae. The record is from RefSeq and is a predicted model, not a curated record.
AAGGGGUCGAACGCGAGCUUUUGCCCCUUUCCUGGUUCUUUGCCCGCCAAAUUACCCGAUUUCGAUCCAGAUCCUGCUUCGAUUCUUCCUUUGGAUCUGUGAAUCGAGGCUGCCUCGGUGCACACUCGUCUUCCUCUCUGGAUCGGUCAAACAUGUUUUUUAAGCAUAAUGAACAGAAUUUGGUUGAUGAUAAGGCCAGCCAACUUGCUAAUGAGCAACUCCAAGAAUUGGAUUGUGAUGGCCACCUUGCGUCAGCUGAUGGGAUUUCUUCGUCAAGGGCUAUCUCUGAGGAAUCUCCAUCUUCUGAUCGACUGCUGGAUAUCUUGGACAGCAAAAAAGAUGUGGCUCAUCUUGCGUCCAAGACAAGUUUCCCUAGCAUUCAUGGUAAUAGUUGCUUGUUACCAGUGAUGAGCAUCAUCACUGAUAGGGUUUUGUCAGAGCAAAGCAAACGGCCUUUCUCUGAUGACGAAGUAUACCUACUUGCAUGCAAGCGCCUAAAGCAAGUGGACAAGAAUGUUUAUUUGGAUUCAUAUGCAGAAGUCCAGUUUAGAGAAUCUCUGACACCAUCUUCAGGCUUAGUUGUUCCCAAUGACCAUCUGAAGAACAGUGAUGCAUCUCGUCAUGUAGAUCAUUUUAAUAAGGUAACUGGUAGAAACCAGUUUAUAUCCAAUCCUGAUGAUGAAGAGGCAGUUUUGGGAUCACCAGUUGGCUUAGAUUCCCUUUCUAGUUAUUAUGAAAAUUACCACCACACAAUUGGGCUAUGUCAAGCAGACGAGUUCUUGUCACCUGCUUUUGAUUACUUUCCUCGAAAACCUGUUGCUAUUGGAGCAAAUCAUCAAGCUGAUGUUCCAGAGUGGAGUUCACAUAGUUGUAAGAAAAUUGGUGACUGUGGUCAUUGUGCUUCUCCAUUGGUCUAUUCAACUGUUUGUCAUUUAGUAAACGACGAUGACAGUGAAAAAUGGAUUCAUUCUUGUAUCAUUCCAAUGCCAGAGUCCUCUUUGUUGGCAUCAGAAAUUAGAGAUGUGCUCCAUAAAACUGACUGUAGCUGUCUGGAUGAGAGUUCAGUCAGAUGCAUAAGCCAGCAUGUUAAGGAAGCAAGAGAAAAGCUUAAGAAAUUUUUGGGACAGGACAUGUUUGAACGAUUGGGUUUAUGUGACAUGGGAGAGGAUGUAGCUUGUAAAUGGACCAUAGAGGAGGAGCAUUUGUUUCAAGAAGUUGUCCUAUCAAAUCCUGAAUCACUCGGUAAGAACUUCUGGGAUGUGUUGCCUUAUUUCUUUCCUGCUCGGAGUAGCAAAGAGCUAGUCAGUUACUAUUUCAAUGUAUUCAUGCUUCGGAAGAGGGCCGAACAGAACAGGUUAGAUCCAUCAAAUGUUGAUAGUGAUGAUGAUGAAUGGCAAGGAAGUGAUGAUGAUGAGUUUGCAGCUGAAGAGGAAAACGAAGAGGAUUCUAUUGUAGAGUCUGUUGCAGAUGCAGAUGCAGAUGCUGCUACCUGUAACCGAGCUGAUCACGAGGAUAUCAAGAUGAAUGAAGAUCAUGAGGGUGGAGAUGAGCUUGAUGAACAUGCCAUUGUUGGGGAGAAUGAAGGAGCUUCUUGUUUUGUUUCUGAAGGCUACAAUAUUGAUAAGCCAAACUUUGUGCCUCCAAAGGAACCUAUGGACAAGAAUUUGCAGAAUUCUGUGGUGGAGCAAGAUGUUCAAGAUGAAUCAUGUACGUCCUAUGAGGAUCAGCACGGUGCAGAUUCCUGUGGUCUUUCGGAGACUGUGGAUGUGCAGCAUUGUCUGAUUGAUGGACUAUGAGAACUUGCAGGAGUAAUAAAAAAAUGAUGACUCAAGUGAUAUAUGUUGAAUCAAGGGUUCUUCAAUGGCCAUUGCCACAAAGUCAUGGGGCGCCAAUUUUACUUGAGGUGCAGGAAAAGAUGAUAUUUUGUCAUGUAAACCAUUGAUUAGGAUGUUGGCAAGGAGGUUUGGCAGAAUGAUGAAAAUGGUAGUCAGGAUCUUAACCAGUCACGAUAAUUGCAAUAAACAUUGUUCUCCCUUGCCAUGCAUAUCAAACACAUGAUUAGGUAUUUUAA